Messenger RNA from Strongylus vulgaris, 1578 nucleotides. The record is from the annotation of a GenBank genome assembly. Lineage: Eukaryota; Metazoa; Nematoda; Chromadorea; Rhabditida; Strongylidae.
AUGAAACAAGCUGAAACUAUUAUCCGAGCAUCCAGUGCCAGACUAUGUCCUUCCGUCAUCCAACCCGUCAAAUGCAAAGGCCUUCUUUCAUUCGCAGUUUUUAGAUUUGGUGAAAGAUGCACCCUGGAACAUGACAUACCAACAUUUCUCGCUAAAAAACCUGGAGACAUCGGUAAUAUUUGUCCCCUUUUUGAAGCCAGAGGAACCUGCCCCUUCAGUUAUGCAUGUCGAUUUGGCGGUGCGCACACUGAUCCGCAAGGAAAUCAGAUUAGCAAGGAACCUGAUCAACCAUAUCAAGAAACGAUAAAUGGUUCUUCGAUACAAAUUCAAAUCGCACUUAGGAAAAAGACAUUUAAUUUCAAACGCUCGGAAGAGUUAUUGCUUGAGGUGCUCAAUGCACUCAAGGAGGGAAACACUGGAGCAAUGGAGCGCGAAAAGCCGAGGUUGGACAUGAAAACUCUGAAAGGAAAGAAGUUUUUAGCUCCUCUUACUACUGUGGUAGAACCAGCAUUUUAUCAUAAACUUGUAGGUGAAGUUGGAAUGAUUACUUCGGGUAAUCUCCCAUUUCGUCGCCUCUGCGUGGAUUUUGGUGCUGAAAUCACUUGUGGUGAAAUGGCUCUUGCAACCAGUCUUUUAUCAGGUGUCGAAACAUUUGCAAAGAAGAUUAACAUAAUUUUAGGAACUCCAUCAGAGUAUUCCUUAGUGAAGAGGCAUCCAAGUGAAAAAUUCUUUGGUGUACAAUUGGCUGGAGGAUUUCCCGACACGAUGGCGAAUAUCAAGUACGGCGAUUUUGUUACAGUAAUCUCGGCAAUGCGAGGAGUAAUGCGCGAUGUUCCUUUGACAGUUAAACUUCGCACUGGCCUUAGAGAGGGUAUUCUCACAGCGGACGAAACCAUCAGAACCAUGGUUGCGUCGGCUAGACCAGAUUUGAUCUCAUUUCAUCCGCGCAGCAAGGAACAACGUUACACGAAGCUAGCUAACUGGGAUUUCGUGACUCCGUGCCUUGAGGCUUGCGGCGAUGUACCUUUAUGGGUAUGCGGCGAUGUUCUUAGCUGGCAGGAUUACUAUCAGCGAUUAGAACUGUACCCUAUUAGUGGCGUAAUGGUUGCGCGUGGAGCUCUCAUUAAACCUUGGAUUUUCACCGAAAUCGAAGAACGUAGGACAUGGGAUAUUUCAGCGAACGAAAGACUGGAUUUGUUGAGGAAGUUCGUAAAUUAUGGGCUAGACCACUGGGGUAGCGAUGAUGCUGGCGUGGAGAGGACGAGACGCUUCCUUUUAGAGUUCUUGUCAUUUCAAUGCAGGUCGUCUUUGUCUUUGUUCGAAUACCUCAUCAUUUUUUCUUUUUCAUUUCCGGAAAUCAUUGCAACAUUUUACUUAAGAUACAUUCCUGUUGGCCUUCUUGAGCGACUACCACAGCGCAUCAAUGAUCGCCCCCCUCUUUAUCGUGGACGCAACGAACUAGAAACAUUGUUAGGUAGUGGACGAGCAUCAGAUUGGAUUGAAAUAAGCCGCAUGAUCCUGGGACCGACUCCCGAAGGUUUUACUUUUAUACCAAAACACAAGGCUAGUUCCUACUAA